This is a messenger RNA of Cydia amplana, 491 nucleotides long. RefSeq lists its product as uncharacterized. The record is from RefSeq and is a predicted model, not a curated record. NCBI's taxonomy places the organism in Eukaryota, Metazoa, Arthropoda, Insecta, Lepidoptera, Tortricidae. The transcript has 6 exons. The coding region runs from base 72 to 455 and encodes 127 amino acids.
CACUAGAUUACACUUGUAUGUGCACUCGAACAUAGCCAGUCUGUUGUUGCCAGAAACAUCUGCAAGUCGAAAUGUUCAAGAAAAUGGGAUUAUGUGUUGUUCUAUUAUUUGUUGUAUCGUUGUUUACCGUGGCUCUGUGUUUCCAGGAAGAUGACGUCAUGAAGCCAAUCAGAAUGGCUGAGAAUAUGAACAGAGAGGAGAGCUUGGUUCUGCAGCGAAUAAAAAGACAGCUUUUCAGACCAGGUUUUGCACCAGCGAGAGCACAGGCACGAGCGCCAACAGUGAUUGUAGUUCCUGAAAGGGGUACCGCGAACUAUCCAAUGUAUGGAAAUGUUCCCAUGUCCCCGUACAGCGUUAAUAAUCCCAGCAGAGGGACGACGGUGGUCGUCAGCCAAGUACCAGAAUAUAAUUACAACGGUAUUGGUCGAACCUACGGCGUUGUGCCUGCCCUAUAAGGAUAUACAAUAAUAUUCGUACUUAGUAUAUAUUCG